AUGCUUCCACUUAAAAAAAAAGUAGCGUAUAAAUAUGUUAUACUCAACGACAGAAACGAGAUCAUCAGGGUUUGGGGGUUCAUGCACGACAGAAACGAGAUCAUCAGGUGGGAAGAGAUAGAGGGAAACAGAGAGCUAACCCCAACAGGAGCAGAGAUGUUAGUUGAAGACGACAACGGAUACAUCCGCAGCAAAACCUCCUGCGAUCUAUCCAGCGAUCAACCCCCAGAAACAGAGGAGAAAGGGGGGGAUAAGGCUCAGGCAGCAGCAGAGCUGCGGGAGAGGUUGCUGUCGGCUCAGGAGGGUUUAGCGGUGAUAGAUGAAAACGAUUCGCUUGUUGUGGUGUCUAUGGAGCUCCCGCAGCAGCAGCAGCAGCAGGAACAGCAGCAGGAGAAGGAAACACAACAGCAGCAGACCCACAACACGCACCCUCAUCCCCCCCUUCCUCCUCCGCAGCACCACCGCCAGCAGCAGCAGCACCAACCCCAGCAGCAGCACCAACCCCAGCAGCAGCAGCAGCAGCAGCAGGAGGAGGAGGAAGACAGGUGCCGCAGCAGCGGGACGGGAGCGGCGAGCCUAUCCCGUUUAUCCGCAGCAGCAAAGGAAGACGGAGACACGAAGGAAAAUUUAUUUUUGGCUCUGUUGAUAGAUGCGAGCCCCUCGCUGGCCUGCAGCUGA
Eimeria mitis is the source of this 678-nucleotide messenger RNA. RefSeq lists its product as uncharacterized. The record is from RefSeq and is a predicted model, not a curated record. The transcript has 7 exons. Bases 1 to 678 code for a protein of 225 amino acids. Lineage: Eukaryota; Apicomplexa; Conoidasida; Eucoccidiorida; Eimeriidae.